Oxyura jamaicensis (ruddy duck) is the source of this 3798-nucleotide messenger RNA. RefSeq names its product calcium/calmodulin-dependent protein kinase type IV-like. The transcript has 12 exons. The record is from RefSeq and is a predicted model, not a curated record. Gene Ontology annotation, molecular function: calcium/calmodulin-dependent protein kinase activity; ATP binding; calmodulin binding. The coding region runs from base 191 to 1417 and encodes 408 amino acids. Gene Ontology annotation, biological process: protein phosphorylation. NCBI's taxonomy places the organism in Eukaryota, Metazoa, Chordata, Aves, Anseriformes, Anatidae.
UCCAUCCGUGCAUCCCUUCAUCCCUGCAUCCCUCCAUCCCUCCCUCCAUCCCCACACCCCAGGGCUGCAAAACCUUCCCCUAGCCCCCGGAGAGGAGCAGCAGGAGCAGGCAGCACCCAGGCAUUUGGGGGGGGGGCGCGCAGCCCCCGCACCCAGCGCCCACCCUGCUCGUGGCCGCCCUGCACCGGGGAUGAGGGAGCGCCGAGGGGAUCACGGCUCNGCGGCGAUGCUCGGGUCUCCUCUGCCAAGCAGCUGGUGGGAGAUCGCCCCCCCCGGCCCCACCAUGCCCUCCUCCAAGACGGGCAGCGAGUACUGGAUCGACGGCUCCCACCGCGAGACCGCGCUGGAGGAUUUCUACGUCGUGGGCCCCGAGCUGGGACGGGGAGCCACCUCCGUGGUGUACAGCUGCGAGGAGAAGGGCACGGGCGCCCCGUACGCCGCCAAAAUACUGAAGAAGACGAUCGACAAAAAGAUCGUGAGGACGGAGAUCGGGGUCCUGCUGCGCCUCUCGCACCCCAACAUCAUCAAGCUGAAGGAGAUCUUCGAGACGCCCUCCGAGAUCGCGCUGGUGCUGGAGCUGGUGACGGGAGGAGAGCUCUUCGACAGGAUCGUGGAGAGGGGAUUCUACAGCGAGCGGGAUGCGGCGCACGUGGUCAAGCAGAUCCUGGAGGCUGUGUCGUAUUUGCAUGAAAACGGAGUCGUCCACCGCGACCUGAAGCCGGAGAACCUGCUCUACGCAGACCUUUCCCCCAACGCUCCCCUGAAAAUUGGUGACUUUGGGCUCUCCAAGAUCGUGGAUGAACAGGACACCAUGAAAACCGUCUGCGGGACGCCAGGGUACUGCGCCCCUGAAAUCCUCCACGGCUGCCCGUACGGCCCAGAAGUGGAUAUGUGGUCCGUGGGCGUCAUCACCUACAUCCUGCUCUGCGGGUUUGAGCCCUUCUUCGACCCACGGGGGGACCAGUACAUGUACAGCCGCAUCCUCACCUGCGACUACGAGUUCGUGUCCCCGUGGUGGGACGAGGUUUCCCUCAACGCCAAGGACCUGGUUAGAAAAUUGAUCGUCUUGGACCCCCAGAAGAGACUGACUGUGUACCAAGCUCUGGAGCACCCCUGGGUCACUGGGAAGGCCGCUAAAUUUGCUCACAUGGAUAGCACGCAGAAGAAACUGCAGGAAUUUAACGCCAGGAGGAAACUGAAGGCUGCCAUGAAAGCCGUGGUGGCUUCCAGCCGCUUGGGCAACCACGGGCACCACGACUGCUCCAGGAGCGGGCGCAGCCGGGGGGGGCCACGAGGCCCCCACCUGCCCCAGGGGCCGGGGAGCGCCGUCCCCGAAGCCACCGCCGCGGCCGAGGACCUCGAGGCUUUUCCUGCCGUGCCCCAGGUCCCCGUGAACGGCGCCAGCUGCAGGAGCUAACGCUGCUGGGCGCCGCGGCCGGCUCACAUCCUCGAGCAAUACCCCAGGGACUCUCGGAGGCGGCCACGGGCAGAGGCAGGGGCGGAGGAAGCCGCAGCGGGACGGGAGCACCCCGAGCGAGGCGCGGCGUGCUGUAGGUGUGCUGUGGGUGCGCGUGGUCUGUGGUGUGAAGCAUCCUUCUGUCGUGUCCUGUUGCCAGUGCAGUUGUAGCCGGUCGCUGUGAGUGUUGAGUGUCUGUACGGACCUGCGAAAACAAGGCUGGUGACUCGGUCUUCCAACAACUUACAGUUUUGGCCGCUGUGGCUUUAAAAAGUGCCCAAGUGGCUUUAAAUUGAGGAGCAAACAGCAGAAAAAGGAUUUAUUUCACCUUCCCUGCAAAGGCAGUCAGUUAUCUUAACAACACAGUUUUCUACAUUUCUGUAAAUAGCCCUUAAGGGUGCAUUACUUAGGAGAGAAGGUGAAUUUAGCUGAUUUCUGACAAUCUACAUUCCACCUACGAUCGCUGCUACAAGACCCAGCCGUGGGUUUGCUGCUGUAUUCCACCAGGGUUGUCGAUGCCUUUGAACCCAGUUGUUGGAACCUGUCCAGAGAAAGUGUGUGCCAGUUGUUCCUUCAUUAUCCCUAGACGGUAGAUGACCUCAGUUUAAUUUGUGCUUUUGUUCCCCUCCGGUUUCAUUCGUUCUGAUGUUCAGUCUCGGUGUGGCUACGUGAGAGUAGUAAGACUAUCACUGACCAGGAAUGCUGGCUCCAUUUGCAUUCCAGGCUGCGAUUUACACGAGUUUUAAUGAAGAACAAUGCAACUAUUUCUACAGAGCAUUGUAGGACUUUGUAACACGUAACGGUGCUGUUGUUUCUUGAUUGAUGACGAUGAGUUUAUACACGUUUGGUUGUUUGUUUUUAAAACUAAUGAAAUCGGUUGACAAACUUCUUGAAAAGAAAAUUUUUAGGCAAUCAUUUGCCAAGCCACAGGACAAUAACCAUUUGUGGAUUUUAAUACAGAGCAAGUAACAAGAAAGGAAAAGCCAUAUCACGCGUGCUAGACUACAGAAAGCCAUCGGUUGGUGCCAGGCUCUGCUGCUGUAAUCCAGCGUGGGGCUUGCUGACCCAAGGCACUGCAAGCGGUGUCAGUUGUGGUCAUUUUUGGUCAUGUACGUGUAACAGCAUGUUCCAGGCAAAAAUAUAUAUAUAUAUAUAUCACCUGGGAGAGAAUGAAUUCAUACACGAGGUUCAUGUUUCCAGGAUGGGGACGUACCAUUCAUUAGCUGAUAAAGAAGGGACUGAGAACAAAAUGCAGCUUAAGCUAAAAGCUGCAAUCGGAGAUGCCCAGCUCAGUCCCGAGAGGGGUGGUCAGCAGAUCGAGACCUGGAAGCAGAGAGGUGGGAAGGCAAAGGUGACACGGUGACUUUCAUACCUAGUUACAGCACAAGUAGAAAUCAUAAAGACAACAUGUAAGGGCUGAUCCAUACCUUCUGACGCUCAUUUGUGUUUAGGGUGCUUGUAAAGCUGAAUCCAGAGGAGAGAUUGGAUGUUCAAGAAUUUUUAUUUAAUUGGAAAAAUAUUAGGUGAAGACCAGAAAUGUGCUCCUUUUACUGUCAUUCAUACCUUAAACUGGGAAGCAGGUAGAUAGCACAGCAUCGCUUUGGAGAAAGCAAAAGCUAAUGGUGUGGGAAAAUGGCGUAAGCAAGGGGAAAAUUAUUCCUGUUGCUCUGCGUUUUGUGGGAGGAGCGGUUGUUUUCUUUCUUCCUCCCUCUAUUUUUAAUGUAGAGGCUGCAUCUUACAGCGUGCUGAGCUCUGGUCUUCCUCCUGCAGGUAUGUUUAGGGUGACUCCCUCCUGCAAACUCCAUUCACAGUAAUGGAGCCAGAACUCCAAGUAUGCCAUUUCCUAAACCAGGUAUUAAAAGAUCGUUUUAUAUGCUCGGACAUGAAAUACCUAUUUAAACAUCUCGCAGGACCAGGCCCGAGUGCUCAGCACGCCCACAGCCUGUGAAGCAGGGACCAAUGCUGGAAAAUGCUAAGCGACAUUGCACUGCCUUCAGACUACUCCUGAUCUUGCAGAAUCAAUAAGAAAUAAGAUAUCAGUUAGAUAACAACAGGUGACAACGUGUCUUCUGUGAUAGGAGACACCCCAUGGAAAAUUGUAAGCAAAAAAAAAGGAGUUUGUCUCUCAUGUUAUGUCAACAAACUAUUAUUCCACAAAUAUCAGUACUUAAAGGUAGGAAAAAUGUAUACUCCUGGGAACAAAUGUAAUAGGACAUGCCAUUUUGGUCUGUAUGCUGUUUUCAGAAUGUGUUUUAAUAACUUCUUCAGUAUAGUGGUUACAUUUCCAAUAUUGCAGGUAUUUAUAAAGAAGCAUAGACAGAGCUAAUAAAAUAUCAAACAUC